AUGGAUUAAAAAGAAUGUAAUAUCAAAGGUGUUUCUAAAAAUGAAAUGUUAAUAUAGGAGUCUAAUAACUAGAAAAAAUUUCUUAAGAUAUUGUUUAAAUCUUAUGAGCUGCUUUUUUAAGUACCUGAAGUGUAUAAUUUGAGAAACUCUUCAAUUGUAGAUUUAAGUAUCAUAUAUUUAAUAUUAAUAGUUGAAUCUAUAAAUUGA
Paramecium sonneborni is the source of this 207-nucleotide messenger RNA. The record is from the annotation of a GenBank genome assembly. NCBI's taxonomy places the organism in Eukaryota, Ciliophora, Oligohymenophorea, Peniculida, Parameciidae.